This is a messenger RNA of Adineta ricciae, 963 nucleotides long. Lineage: Eukaryota; Metazoa; Rotifera; Eurotatoria; Adinetida; Adinetidae. The record is from the annotation of a GenBank genome assembly.
AUGGAUUUUUUCGAAGGCUCUAUGGAUAAUGGGGCUAAGAAGUUGUUGUUUCGACCAUCAGGAAAACAAGCAUCUAAUAGUAUUACUACAGAAUUAGCUACAGAAGCAUUCGCAUUAGCUAAAACUGAUAGUUAUGCAGCUUUGUGUCAUUUGGUACAACGAGCACCAAAAAGAUGUCUUUCUAGUUUAAAAGGUUUUGAUUCAAAUCUUGAAUAUUUUCAAAAAAGAACUCGUUUACAUGAACAUGUUAAGCAGGCACAAAUUAAAAAGUUUUGUUGGCCGGACUCGUUUCCGGAUUGUACUGAAGAACUAAAAAAUGCAGUGAAUGAAUGGAUAGUUAAAUAUUUUCGUAAAGAUGGUAGACCAAAAUGUCUUUUCUUAAUCGGUCCUACAGGUGUAGGUAAAACAGCAUUUGCUUUAUCACUUCCUGGUAUCGCAAAUUAUUACCACGGACACUGGGCAACUGAUCAGUGGAAUGAUGAUGCAGAUUAUAUCGUUUUAGACGAUAUUCCAUGGAAUGAGUAUACACAGAGAGGAUUUGCAUCUGCACAAGAUUUAAUUACAGGUCAACAAUUUGUUUCUGUUAAUGAUAAAUAUGGUAAAAUUAAAAAGAUUAAUACUGCAAUGCCCGCAAUAGUACUCUUGAAUCCCCAUCAUGCAGCUGAUCUUCUAAAAUUACUCGAUAAAAAUAAUAAUAGCCACAUGGCACGUUUCUGGCAAGAACGAUCGUUUCUAUAUGUUAUGGGAGAAAAUGAAUAUUUCUAUAACCCUACAAUGCACAAAGAGAAAGAAAAACAAAUUAUUUAUACUGUUGAUCAUUUACCAGUGUUUCAAGAAGCUCGUCGUCGAUGGCUCAAUUCUCAACAACAAAAUAUAACUGAUGAAGAUGGUACUGAAGAUUCAAGUGGUAAACAAUUUGAUAAUGAGAGUGUAGUAUCUGAAGAAUAUUCACUUCAUGGUUGA